AUGUCGUUCUUCAGCCGCGUUUUCUCGUACGUCUUCAACGAGCUCCUCGUGGAAGGGCUCGCGAACUCGAAGACGUUCCAGCGGUUCGCGGUUCGCACUGACGCGGCGCUGAAAGAAGCGAAGACGUCGGGUAAGCUGAAAGAUCUGAGCGAGGCCACAUCGAAUCCCGGUGAAGCCGCGAAGCGCGUCUCUGAGUACAUGCGCACGCUCAUGGAGGACGGCAAGGAAGUCAUAGAAGAAGUAGCGAAGAAGAAUAAAUAA
Messenger RNA from Micromonas pusilla CCMP1545, 261 nucleotides. RefSeq lists its product as uncharacterized. The record is from RefSeq and is a predicted model, not a curated record. The coding region runs from base 1 to 261 and encodes 86 amino acids. The transcript has a single exon. NCBI's taxonomy places the organism in Eukaryota, Viridiplantae, Chlorophyta, Mamiellophyceae, Mamiellales, Mamiellaceae.